GGCGUUCAAAGAGGUUGCUGAAUCAUGCAAGAUUUUGCCAUUUGAUAAAUACUGGUGUAUAAAUGUUCGUGGUUUGGGCUCCGCACUUCUUACACAAUCAACCAUGGCUUCUACUAAACCUCUGGUGUUUGUUAUUGGUGCGACGGGGCGCACGGGCGGUUCAAUCGUCGAUGCACUCAUCAAAAGCUCCAAGUUCCGAGUUACUGCUUUAAUCCGACCAUCUUCUGCCUUGAAACCCGAGGUCGAACAGCUGCGCGCUCGAGAUGUGGAGAUACGCCUCGGAGAUAUCUCAGAUCCCCACGACAAGCUCACGGCGGUUUUGUCUGGCGUCGAUGUCCUCAUCAGCGCCGUCGUCGCAAGACAGAUCACCGCACAGAAGGGCAUCCUCUCUGCCGCGAAGGACGCGGGUGUCAAGCGCGUCAUUCCGUGCGAGUUUGGUACGCCCGGCGCGAGGGGGAUACAGGUUCUCCAUGAUGAGAAACUGGACAUCCGGGAUUUCAUUCGCGCGCUCGGGAUCGGGCACACGUUCAUCGACGUUGGGUGGUGGAUGCAGCUCAUUCCGCCAUAUCCCACCUCGAGCGAGGAGAGCGAUUCGCUGUACAUAUCUGUGUCGCGCGAGUUCUACGCCAAGGGCGACAAGAAGAACCUGUACACGAACAUGGAACACAUCGGCACCUACGUUGCGCGCAUCAUCGACGACGACCGGACGCUGAACCAGUAUGUCGUCAUCUGGGAAGACGAACGCACACUCGAGGAGGUGAAGACCCUCUCCGAGAAGGCGUCCGGAGAGGAGGAUGUUCUGAGGGCAAAGAGAUUGGUGGUUGACGCUGACGAGCUCCAGCGCCGUGCCAAGGGGGGCAAGGAAGAAACACUUCGUAGCCCGAGUAUUGCUGCGGCGGUCCGCUGGCACGGGAGCGAGUACCAGAUCAGCAUGCAUGUUCUGGGCGAGAACUCGCGGGAGAAUAUCAAGGCGCUGGGCGCGCUCGACGCGCAAGAGCUCUAUCCAGACAUCGUUCCACACAAUUUCGAAGACUUUGUAAAGGUAUUUUACCAGGCGCUGCCCGUGCCGUAUUUCUGAACGGACGUGGC
Messenger RNA from Postia placenta MAD-698-R-SB12, 1089 nucleotides. RefSeq lists its product as hypothetical. The record is from RefSeq and is a predicted model, not a curated record. The coding region runs from base 104 to 1078 and encodes 324 amino acids. The transcript has 4 exons. Lineage: Eukaryota; Fungi; Basidiomycota; Agaricomycetes; Polyporales; Adustoporiaceae.